AUGUCCGGCCCUCAAGAGGGUCUUUUCGUCUCGGACGAAGCUGUUGUUGCCCCUGGGGCGACGGAGCCCGUCGUCGCCGCUGGCCACCAGGCCUACCACCAUUUCUGGGUGGAUGGCUUUCGGGUCCCCACCUCAUCCCGCCUCCCUUCCGGGGCCCUCGGCCGUCCCGUCUGCGUCUGUGUCCGCGUCCUCUGCCGCGCCUGUCGACCCGUUGGGGCUCUCACUCCUGCCGUGUCUGUCGUCGCCGCUGACUCCGCGACCCCUCGCGCGACCUCGCCGGUGGUCUCGCCGACCUCCCCCCCCCCUGAGGAAGAGGAGGAAGAGGAGGAGGUUGUUGCGCCCCGCCGCUCCUCCAGGAAGAGGAAGCACCCGUUGGCCUCCGACGAGGAGGAGGAGGAGUCCGAGUCCUCCCUGUCAUCUGACGACGAAGACCACCAUGCCGCCCUCGUCCGCGUGUGCUGCCUGCGCUGCGCGAAGCACCUCGCGCAAAGUCCCGAGUUCUCCUGCGUCUUCCCGAAGACCUCCACCAAGUGCACGAGGUGCACUCGUCUCAAGGACAAGUGCAUUCCGGUGAGUCUCCGGGCGGUCUUGUUUGGUCCCCGCCUCCGUUGCCGUCGCCGUCUGGGAUCUGCUGGCGCUGCAGUCGGACUACGACACGCCUCCGCCGCCACCAAGGCGGACUGUCGCGCCCUCCCCGCCCAGGUCCACGUGGCCACGUCCGUGGCGCUCCCGGCCACGGACGUCAACGCGGCCAUCCUGGCCAACCAGGUGGAGAUGUUGGCGGUCCUCCGCCAGAUCAGGCGCGGCCAGGCCGCGGAGAAGAGGGAGAGGAGGAAGGCGAAGGAUCGAGGGUAG
This is a messenger RNA of Pseudogymnoascus destructans, 855 nucleotides long. RefSeq lists its product as uncharacterized. NCBI's taxonomy places the organism in Eukaryota, Fungi, Ascomycota, Leotiomycetes, Thelebolales, Thelebolaceae. The record is from RefSeq and is a predicted model, not a curated record. Bases 1 to 855 code for a protein of 284 amino acids. The transcript has 5 exons.